AUUAUUUAUUUAAAAUUUCUUGACAAAAGUAUAAAAAUUGAAUUACAAGAUUUAAAAAAUAAAAUUUUAUAAAAAGAAUAUAUAUAUUAAAACAAUAUUUACAUAAGAUAAAAGAAUAUAAAUUUAAUAUAUCAUUGAUAAUUCUUUCUUUAUAAUAUACACGCAUAUGUAAUAUGUACAUAAGAAAUUUAUUUUAAUUUUGAAAUUUUAUAAAACUAAUAAAAUUAAUGUUCAAAUGAAUUAUAAUUAAUCAGUUCACAGUACUAUUUGUAUUCAUUGGCGUAGACGCAUUGUGGUAUAGGACAUGUCAAAACUUUAUGCGAAGGUGCCGAUGGAUAAAAGUCAGUUUACGUUUGAAGAUAAAUGGCCAUGUAUGCGACCAACUAUUUUAAAAUUACUCAAACAAGAAACUGUUACUCAAGCAGAGUGGCAAGAUUUAUUCUUUUCUGUUCAUGCAGUAUGUGUAUGGAAUGACAAAGGUGCUCUUAAAUUAUUAGAUGCACUUAAAGAAGAUAUAAUGGAUUUUAUAAAACAAGCUCAGCAGAGAGUUUUAGCACACCAAGAAGAACAAGCCUUAUUAAAAGCAUAUAUAGCUGAAUGGAGAAAAUUUUUUGCACAGUGUAAUUAUUUACCAACACCAUUUAGACAAUUAGAAACAUCUCUUGCUGGAAAAGCACCAUCUAGUGUUCAGAAAAAAAGUCAACCUGAUGAUAUUGUUAGAAAACUGAUGUUGGAUAGUUGGAAUCAAAGUAUAUUUGGAGAAAUAAAACAAAAACUUCAAGAUUCAGCUAUGCGACUUGUUCGUGCUGAAAGAAAUGGUGAAGCAUUUGAUUCACAGUUAGUUAUUGGCGUUAGAGAAUCUUAUGUAAAUUUAUGUUCAAAUGCAACAGAUAAGCUUCAAAUUUAUAGAGAAAAUUUUGAAGCAGCAUAUAUAGAAGCAACAGAAGCUUUUUAUUGGGUUAAAGCUCCUGAACAGUUAUCAUUACAUGGUGUAGAAAAUUAUAUGCGUUAUGCAGAUGCAAAAUUACAAGAAGAAGAACUUCGUGCCCAAAAAUAUUUAGAACCAAACAGUGCUAGUGUACAACUUUUAACUGAUUGUUGUGUACGUGUUUUAGUGGCAACUUUUAAGCCAGCUAUAUUAGCAGAAUGUCCAAGAAUGAUUCAACAUCGUCAAACAGAUAAACUUAGGUUAAUGCUAAAACUAAUGGAUAGAGUUCCUGAAGGAGUUGGUCCAAUGUUAAGAAAUUUAGAGGAACAUAUAGCAAGUGCAGGUUUAGCUGAUAUGAUGGCAGCUGUGGAUGUUAUUACUCAAGAUUCUGAAAAAUAUGUCGAAAGAUUAUUGGAUCUUUUUCGUCGAUUUUCAAUUCUUGUUAAAGAAGCAUUUGAUGAUGAUCCUCGAUUUCUAACUGCUCGAGAUAAAGCUUAUAAACUUGUUGUAAAUGAUGCAACAGUAUUCAGGUUAGAAUUACCUGCACGUCAAUGUUCUGGUAUUGGUACAACUAUUUUGAAUAACAAACCUAACAAUAAUAAUAAUGGACAGCCAGAGUCAAAAUGUCCAGAACUUCUAGCUAACUAUUGUGAUAUGUUACUUAGAAAAACACCACUCAGUAAAAAAUUGACUUCUGAUGAAAUUGAAAGCAAGUUAAAAGAUGUGUUAUUAGUGUUAAAAUAUGUUCAGAAUAAAGAUGUGUUUAUGCGCUAUCAUAAAGCUCAUUUAACAAGGCGCUUAAUAUUAGAUACAUCUGCUGAUUCUGAAAAAGAAGAAAAUAUGGUAGAAUGGCUCCGUGAGGUUGGAAUGCCUGCUGAUUAUGUUAACAAAUUAGCUCGAAUGUUUCAAGAUAUUAAAGUGUCACAAGAUCUUAAUCAACAAUUUAAGGAACAAUGUAGAGCUGCUAUUGCAGAUAGUAUUAAUAUUAAGAUACUAAAUGCAGGUGCAUGGGCCAGAGGUAGUGAACGCGUCACUGUAAGUUUACCGUUGCAAUUAGAAGAUUAUAUUCCUGAAGUAGAAGAAUUUUAUAAAAAAAAACACAGUGGAAGAAAAUUACAGUGGUAUCAUCAUAUGUCAAAUGGCACGAUAACAUUUUCUAACCAAGUGGGACGCUUCGAUGUGGAUGUAACAACAUUUCAAAUGGCAGUUUUGUUUGCUUGGAAUCAACGACCGUUUGAAAAAAUAUCAUAUGAAAAUUUACGAUUGGCUACGGAACUUCCAGAUCCUGAACUAAGACGAACAUUAUGGUCGUUGUGUGCUUUUCCGAAACUUAAACGUCAACUUCUUUUAGUUGAACCACAUGCACAUAGUCCCAAAGAUUUUGCAAAUGAUACAAGAUUUUGGGUUAAUCAAGAAUUUGCUAUUGUAAAAAAUGGUAAACUGCAAAAACGAGGUAAAAUUAAUUUAAUAGGUAGACUUCAAUUAUCAACUGAGCGGAGUAAAGAAGAAGACAACCAAUCUAUUGUACAACUUAGAAUAUUAAGAGUUCAGGAAGCAAUUAUCAAGAUUUUAAAGAUGCGUAAAAAAAUUAGUAAUGCACAGUUACAAACUGAAUUAGUUGACAUAUUAAAAAAUAUGUUUUUACCGAGUAAAAAGAUGAUAAAAGAACAAAUUGAAUGGCUUAUUGAGCAUAAAUAUAUACGUAGACACGAUGAUGACAUUAAUACUUUUGUGUACAUGGCAUAGAUCAGGAUUAUACAUAUAAUAUUGUUCAGAUUCUCAUGAUUAAUAUUAUAUUUUUAUAAACAUUCAGUUCUUGUUUACCAAGUAUAUGCUCAAAAAUCCUAAUAUAAUAAAAAGAUAUUAAUGUUGUUUGUAAUAUAUUCACAAAAAACAUUUUUUGAAACAAAUAGUACUGUCAUACAGAGUCAUAUCGUUCAUAAAUUAAAUAAUAUUAUAUUGUCUUCGACCAUAGGAAUGUGCAUUGUUAAGUAGGUAUAUCUAUUAAAUUUUCAAAAAUUAAAGUUUUUUUU
Molecule: messenger RNA, 2961 nt
Organism: Apis florea (little honeybee)
Lineage: Eukaryota; Metazoa; Arthropoda; Insecta; Hymenoptera; Apidae
Gene: Cul5
Product: cullin 5
Biological process (GO): ubiquitin-dependent protein catabolic process
Cellular component (GO): cullin-RING ubiquitin ligase complex
Molecular function (GO): ubiquitin protein ligase binding
Source: RefSeq, a predicted model, not a curated record